CCCCGCUGGGGGGCAGUAUAAUCUCAAAAACAUAUUUAGUGGCUGAGAGGCAUUUAUCAUAUGGAAUAAAAAUGGUUAAUUAAAUGUUGCACAUGAGAGAAACUCAAGAGAUCAUAAUCAUUAAUAAUGUUAGUCAAGUGCGAGGCGAUCGAGCGCGCGCCUCUGCUCGCCAGCUUGUGGUCUUAAAACCCUGCUUCGUUUAGCCAUUCCUAUGGGAAAAAUGUAUGACGAAAUAUUACAGUUUUGGAAUAAACGUCAAAAAUAAGGUCUGCGGUUAACACAGGAGAGUUUAUACGUUUUUUUUUCUAUGAUAUAAUAGCAUUCAGUUAACAUUACUUUAGCGAAUUAUGAAGCCUUUGUGUGUUUUUUUUAACAUAAAUUCGUCAUAACUCACAAAGUGACGUUAGCUGAUUAAGAUUAUUUUAUAGAAUAAAACGUAUAAAAUGGCCUAACCCCGUGUUUACCACACUUUUUUUCGGCGUUUAUCCAAACACGUCAUUAAUUUUCUCCAUAGGCUUUGUCGAACGAACCAUGGCGGAUUAUAGUGCCUACAAAAAGACGCCAUUACUAUUUCUGUCUAUGCAGGUGUCUCAUCGCAGGUGCCUGUCCAGUGCAGACCUUCAACACUGGGUUUUCACUUGACUUCGUAUUCUUUUCCUGUUCUCCUCAAGUAGGCUUGCCUAAACUAUUUGAUUUAGUAUUUUUUUUGCUUUCUAAAACAUUAACCAUGUAUUUUUCAGACGUGUCAAAACUUUGGAUUGUUGUCUGCUUAAGAGAAGCCAGCUGGUUGAAAACGAUGCGUGAGGUAUCAAAUUAUGCCUGUUGAAUAGGCACACUUGGAGAGGAGGGUAGACCUAUGUUUUUCCGUCACCGUUGGUUACUAUGAGUGACGAGGUAAAGAUGUCGGUGAUGGAAAACAUAACGAAAGAAAGAGGACAAUUGAUAUCGAUUCGCCGUCUUACCAGGAUAAACUACAACUGUACAAGCUGAGGGUAGUCGUUAUUUAUCAGCUAAACGCAUUAUCGUGUAUGGAGUAUGGCAGGUGUUCACAUAUGACAGCAAAUUAUAGUGACUAGUUAGUUUUUCAUUAUAUUGUGAAAUAAAACGGGGGGCUAAUCGGGAACUUCUGAUUGUCAAGAGUUCCCAUCCCUCUUCAACACUAUGGACGUCGUCGACUACAGAAGCGAGUUCAGGAUGUCAGCCAGAGAAGUCAAAGCCUUCCUAGACGCGGACAGAUUCACGGGUGUCGGGGACGGGAUUCAGGAUGAUGUUGAAUAUAGAUUUGUGGAUGUCCUGCUGUUUGGUGGGGCGCCUUGGGGGUUCACUCUGAGAGGGGGUCUGGAGCACCGAGAACCACUGCUCAUAACCAAGGUGGAGGAGGGCAGCAAGGCGGCGACCGUCAGCCUGCAGGUGGGAGAUGAGAUUGUCAACAUCAACACAGUUCCCAUCAGUGGAUCCAGGCAGGAGGCCAUCUGUCUGGUCAAAAGCUCCCACAAGACCCUCGCCCUGGUCGUCAGAAGGAAAAUGAAAAUGGUGGAUAUUGWCUCACAGACCACCAUGCCAUCAGAAUCAGAAACUGACAAACAUGUGGCCAGGAACUUUCUCACCAAGAUAUUACGAAGUUCUAUGAGGAAGAACCGCUUCAAGGGGAGGAAUGAACCAGUCUCCCGGCCCCAUUCAUGGCACUCCUCCAAGUUCACAGAAGACCACCCCGAACCCACAGAGAGUCACAAAGAGCCUCCACCUGCACCCCCACCUCCACCUGUAUGGCAGGUCAAACAUGAAGUCAGUGCAUCCACAAAAGAUCUUUCCAGCUGCAGGGACCACGACUCGAAUCUACGCCAGUUAUCCAGCCAGUUCAGCUCCGUGGGGAAUAUGGAGAGAGUAGAGCGCCUCUCACACCCCUACCCACCAGGAUGCCUCUCCCCUAGCAGGUACCACCGCAGCGCUGAGCCUCUCUCUGGCGGUGGAGGGUCUGGUGGGAAGAGAGAAUCGGCCUUCAGUUGCCUCUCCACUACCAGCCCUCCCCCGGAGCCUGCUCUGGCCCUCGCCAACACUGACGCUGCUGCGACUGAGGGCAGCAUGUUCUAUAAGGGGGUCCAGACACAGACCAGUGAGGAUGGAAGGCCGGGUGAGCAGCGCCACAGCCGGUACCUCCAGCUGCCCCAGGGGGACGGAGGCUUGGAGAGCCCCAGGACAGUCCCAGAGGAGCAGCCUGGCUCCCGCUACUCCAGCUCAGGCUCAGGCAGAUCGCACAUAGGCCCUGUGUGGCAUGUCCCAGAGAGGAGGAGGGUAGCAGCGCCCCCCUCUCCUCCUCCUCCUCCCCUACGCAGUGACAGCUUUGCUGUCACCAAGGUGUACCCUGCCUACACAGAGGGGCCUGGAGCUCCACCACACGGGCAGAUGAAGAACCAGGAACGAGGGGUGGACAGGCUGGCCGGGGCCCCAGAGAACAGCAGCUACAGAGGCCGGGGCAACCAUAUCUCUCAUGAUGAGAACGGGGUAGACCCCAGGUGCAGUUACAACCCUCCACCUCGCAAGAAAGACUUCCUCCACCCAAAUAUAGCAGCAGGAGCACCUGACUACAACCACAACCAGCUCAGCAACCCAAACAAACUGUUCUCGSUGUCUAGCCAGGACGUGAGACAGAGUCAGUCUCCCUUCGCUUGCCUGCCCAACCACCAGCGGCAGUACAGCGACGAAAGCACUUUCUACCUGCAGACCAGGUCCGCCCCACAUCCACCGAAGCCGCAGAGCGUCGGUAGCUACUACCACAGCCUCCAGGAGCUCCCUACCAACAGCAGUAACAGCAGGAACCACGUGAGGUCCUCCACCACGUCCCUGUCCACCUCGACCAUCGACCAGAACUAUGACGGCGGAGGACACAUCCGGUACUACUGCAUCACAACCAAGCAGCCAGCCCAGCCAGAGACUCGUGUUAGACAGAGCAAAUCAGAGGUCUGGAGGGCUGACAUGGAGCUAGCUAAGGGCUCCAAUGACAGGGGCUCCACAAGUUCCUCCCACAAGACCAACAAGGUCAAGUAUCCUCCUAAUCCUCAGCAGCCUUACACCAACAGCAAGGAGCGGAACGGAAAUUUCCAACCGGCCAAUGUUCUGCUUUACGGGCACACAGCCUCUAAUUCCUUAUCCUCAUCUGGUAAACCUACCACUGAGGAGAAGGAGAGGAGGAGUGAGGGCCAGAGACCUUCUACAGAGGGCCAGCUUAGAAGUUCUUACUCUCCCAGUCCGCCCAAGGACCACAAGGCGGCACCACUGAGAGAAGACCCUUGGGUCUCUCAGGAGAACCARAAGAUCUCUUCUCAAAAGACACCCAUGCUCCACAGUCUGGCUCAGGAGAGUAGAAGCCCCAUGCUUCAUUCUCUAGCACAGGAGAGUAAGAGCCUGGUGGAGAACAAUCACCCUGUUACGGCACCACAACCACCACCACAACCACCACCAUCCAACGGCGGGGGAGAAGCCAACCACGCCAUACAGGAGGCUUUAACAGACAACACGGCAACGGGCAAACUGGCGAGACGCAGCGACCGAUACGCCACCACCCUCCGCAACGAGAUCCAGCUAAAGAGGGCCCAGCUGCAGAAAAGCUGCAGCGCUGCCACCCUGACCUGCCCCAGCGAGACGGAGGAGCCAGAGGAAGAGGAGACAGACCCGGGGGGGUGGAAGUCCACCUCCUCCGAUGGCUCCUUUUCCUCCUCCUACAAGGACCACCUCAAAGAGGCGCAGGCUAGGGUCCUCCAGGCKACGUCCUUUAGGAGGAGAGACCUAGAACCUCCCGGGUCAGGGUCGGAGGCUCAGUUAACCAAACCCAACUCACACAUAGURUCCCGCAUUGGCGGCCGCAAGCGUUUCCCUCUGAACAAGAGGGUCCACUCGUUCUCCGAGCCAGACAAGAUAAACAAGCUGGGAGUGGAGGGUGAGGGAGAACAUCCUGUUGGAACAGCACGGUCYUUUGUAGACCGGCGGAAGUUCUUUGAAAUGGCUGAUAAACCUGCCUUCUGCAGACCCAUCUCAACCAUCCACAAGUCAGCCCAGCAGAGCUCCAGCACCACUUCCAGCACUUUGGAGCACGGAGAGGGCAAGGCCAGAGGGAGAUCCCACUCAGGAGAAACUGAGGAGGGCUGGAGGUCAGGCCUGGCCAGUGAGACCUCCAGUGACCACCACCCAGACCCCCUCAGCCCCGCAGGCAGACAGGCCCUACUGGAGCAGCAGAGGCUGGGGACCUUCACUGAGUACCAGGUCACCUGGAACAUGCAGAGGAAGGCUUCAGACACAAAGACCCAGGGGAGGUACCACUCUGCUGACAACAUCCUGGACCAGGGAACAGAGGAGACGCCUGUCUGUGUCCACGAGAGGUCCAGAUCGUCUCCCUCACAAGACUUCUACACACAGAAGAUCCCUGUGCCAUGGAGAGACUCUGUUGAAAAUCUGGAUCACAGACAGGACCAGCAAGGAGGCAGUUACACCACCAGAGGGCCGAGCGAGAGCCGAGAGCAGCCAGCCCAGCUCGACCACUUCCCACAGCCUCCACAACCGUCUAUUCCAAGACUGACCGACACAGAGCCACACAGCAGCAGAGACGUGGCCACCCCCCUCCCUCUCCCUCACCCCUCRGACCACAGAUACAAARGUGACUCUGCGGACCCCGCCCACAACCUCCCCGCUCUCCCCCCGUACCCCUCCAACCACACCCACAGCUCUGUGUCUGAGCAACCACUACCACCUCCAACGCCCGCUCCCAAGCCCCAGAAUACAGGCCUCAUCAUGCCACAUUGGCCUCUCCUAGGCCUGGAAACCUCCUCAACCACAUCCUCCUCCUACGGACUAUCUUCCCAGGAAUUCCUGCCUGGCCCUUGCACCCAUCAGGCUGAACCAUCAUCCAGCAGCUGCUGCUCCCCCCAUGGCACAGAGCUGGAUCCUGCCCCAAACCAAGCCUGCUCCUUGGGCUCCACCCAGCUCCCCUCUCCCUCCCCCGGGAGACCCGCUGGACUGGACACGGAGGAGGGAGCAGCUGAUUCAACACUAGAGCCAUCCUCCACCUCCUCUUCCCACUCUCCUUUAUUCUCCUACCAGCCUGCCAGUCUGACGGUUCCCUCCUCAGGUGGGACUCGUUCUCCCUCUCCUCAGUUUGCUCCACAGAGGCUGACGGACCAGCCCCCUGUCUCUGUGUCUAUGCAGGAUGAAGCCCAGAACAGGCCAGAGAACAGGACGAACACUGUGAUGGAGAUGAGCAAUGUAGGGAAGAAGGUCCCUGUGAAGAUCGUCCAUGCUGAGAGCACCACAGAGAGGGAGAGCCGCCAGUACCUGCUGCACAGCGAGAAAAAUAGGGCCCCUGGAGUUUCAGAGGGGCCCAACCUUCCCCCGCCCCUACCGACCAGCCUGCCCUCCCCUGAGCCGCAGCCCUACUCCCUGUUCCGUGCCUACACACCCUACACACGCCAUGGGCCCCAGAGUCCCCCCAGGGASCCAACCCUCACUGUAGCCCCAGAAGAGGCCCUGUCCCCUGGGCAGUCUCAGACCAACGGACCCUCCGGUACCUCCACCAUGGGUCCCCAGCAGCCUCAGAAGAGUAACUCGGAGGAGGAUGUGAAGAGAGAGGAGCUGGCCAGAGACAUCAUGGACAAGGAUAAGUCCCUGGUGGACAUCUUGGACCAGAGUAAGAUGAAGACCACCAUGGAUCUGAUGGGGGGGAUCUUCCCCCAGGGGGAGCAGAUCUUGGAUGGGGGGCACCAGAGGAGGAAAGUCUCCCCCAAACAGGGAUUG
This is a messenger RNA of Salvelinus sp. IW2-2015, 5781 nucleotides long. RefSeq names its product protein Shroom2. Gene Ontology annotation, biological process: actin filament organization. The record is from RefSeq and is a predicted model, not a curated record. Gene Ontology annotation, molecular function: actin filament binding. Lineage: Eukaryota; Metazoa; Chordata; Actinopteri; Salmoniformes; Salmonidae. Gene Ontology annotation, cellular component: apical plasma membrane; apical junction complex; cortical actin cytoskeleton.